Amyelois transitella is the source of this 607-nucleotide messenger RNA. RefSeq names its product argininosuccinate synthase-like. Gene Ontology annotation, molecular function: argininosuccinate synthase activity; ATP binding. NCBI's taxonomy places the organism in Eukaryota, Metazoa, Arthropoda, Insecta, Lepidoptera, Pyralidae. Gene Ontology annotation, biological process: L-arginine biosynthetic process; urea cycle. Gene Ontology annotation, cellular component: cytoplasm. Bases 120 to 590 code for a protein of 156 amino acids. The record is from RefSeq and is a predicted model, not a curated record. The transcript has 3 exons.
GUUUACCGUGGUGUCAACAGCCCAAAUGACCCUAAGGUUAUCGAUUAUUAUUAAAUAUUAUUAGAUACAAUUAAAACAUUCAGUCAUUACAUGAUCGUUGACUACGGCUCCCGACAACAAUGGCUAAGGAUCUAGUUAUUCUUGCUUAUUCCGGAGGAUUGGAUACUAGUUGCAUAUUGAAAUGGUUAAUUCAGCAAAAUUAUGACGUUGUUUGCUAUUUAGCUGAUGUCGGUCAGAACGAAAAUUUUGAAAAAGCAAAGGUGAAAGCCAAAUCGAUUGGAGCCAAAGAUGUAAUUGUGGAAGAUUUACGUGAGGAGUUCAUCAGCAAUUACAUGUUUCCGGCAAUUCAAAUGGGUUUAGUGUACGAAAGCCGAUACUUGUUAGGAACUUCGUUGGCAAGACCAUGCAUCUCAGUUGGAAUCGUCAAAGCAGCAAAAACAUUGGGCGCCAAGUACGUCUACAGUUUUAAUAUUUUUCUCACUAUAAUGUGCAUAUCCUACUACUAUUAUAAAGGCGAAAGUUUGUAUGGAUGUUUGUUACUCUUUCACGCAAAAACUACUGAACCGAUUACCAUGAAAUUUGGUAUGUAGGUAGCUGAAGUCCCAGA